This is a messenger RNA of Malurus melanocephalus (red-backed fairy wren), 3042 nucleotides long. It is a transcript of the gene SOX6, whose product is annotated as SRY-box transcription factor 6. The record is from RefSeq and is a predicted model, not a curated record. NCBI's taxonomy places the organism in Eukaryota, Metazoa, Chordata, Aves, Passeriformes, Maluridae. Gene Ontology annotation, biological process: positive regulation of chondrocyte differentiation; central nervous system development; regulation of transcription by RNA polymerase II. The transcript has 15 exons. Gene Ontology annotation, cellular component: nucleus. Gene Ontology annotation, molecular function: DNA-binding transcription factor activity, RNA polymerase II-specific; RNA polymerase II cis-regulatory region sequence-specific DNA binding. Bases 471 to 2843 code for a protein of 790 amino acids.
UGCUGGCUGAAGAUGAGAGGUCAGGCAGUGGCUUCAUGGGAGCGCACAGUCGUAUGAGCCAUUGGACUUUACAGCUCCCAGGUUGUUGAUGAAUUGUUUUACCAGCAACUAGGAUUAGUAAUUAGAGUCUCUUAGAGAAAGGUAGUCUUGCUUUAAGUACUUGUAAGCUUUUAGUUUUUUAAKAAAAUCUAUUCUUCAUUUUUCUCUUCAGAUUGCUAUUUAGUUCUCCUUUGUGUGCUAGCCUAUGUUUUGUUAUUUUUGUAUUACAAUGAGCCGAACAGUGUAGGCUGCUUAGUUCAAAAUGGGAGCCCUGCAAAGGGUUAACCAGCAGAGAAUUACAAAUGAACUAUCAGGAAAGUUGAUUAUUAAUCCAGCAAGAGAGAAAAUAUCCUUCCAGUUUGCAAGAAUUAGUACCUGAAGAGCUGAUAAUAUUGUUCGGGCUGUCGGUGUGGAAUGGCAAAACCAGAAGAAUGUCUUCCAAGCAGACUACCUCUCCAUUUGCAUGUGCAGCUGAUGGGGAGGAAACAAUGACCCAGGACUUAGCACCACGAGACAAGGAAGAGGGCAACAGCGAUCAGCACGCGGCCUCUCAUCUGCCUCUACACAACGUAAUGCACAACAAACCUCACUCCGAGGAGCUCCCCACCCUGGUCACCACCAUCCAGCAGGAUCCUGAGUGGGAUGGAGUCAUCUCAGCCCAGCACAGAAUGGAGUCAGAGAAUAAUAAGUUAUGUUCCCUAUAUUCCUUCCGAAAUACCUCUACCUCACCAAACAAGCCCGACGAAGGAGGCCGUGACCGCAGCGAGCUAAUGACCAGUGUUAAUUUUGGAACGCCAGAACGCCGCAAGGGAAGCCUAGCAGAUGUGGUGGACACACUGAAGCAGAAGAAACUAGAAGAAAUGACCAGGACUGAACAAGAAGAUUCAUCCUGCAUGGAAAAGCUACUUUCUAAAGACUGGAAGGAGAAGAUGGAAAAAUUAAACACAAGCGAUCUCCUUGGAGAAAUUAAAGGUACACCAGAAAGCCUGGCAGAAAAAGAGCGACAGCUCUCAACUAUGAUCACCCAGCUGAUCAGCUUACGGGAGCAGCUCCUGGCUGCCCACGACGAGCAGAAAAAGCUGGCAGCCUCACAAAUCGAAAAACAACGGCAGCAAAUGGACCUUGCUCGCCAACAGCAAGAACAGAUUGCAAGACAACAGCAGCAACUUCUGCAACAGCAGCACAAAAUCAAUCUACUGCAGCAGCAAAUUCAGCAGGUUCAGGGUCACAUGCCUCCGCUCAUGAUCCCAAUUUUUCCACACGACCAGCGGACACUGGCAGCGGCUGCUGCAGCCCAGCAGGGAUUCCUCUUCCCCCCAGGAAUAACUUACAAGCCAGGUGAUAACUACCCUGUGCAGUUCAUUCCAUCAACAAUGGCAGCUGCUGCUGCUUCUGGACUCAGCCCUUUACAGCUCCAGCAACUGUAUGCAGCUCAGCUGGCAAGCAUGCAAGUUUCUCCUGGAGCCAAAAUGCCAUCUACUCCACAGCCACCAAAUACAACAGGGGCACUUUCACCCACUGGGAUGAAAAAUGAGAAGAGAGGGACCAGCCCGGUAACUCAAGUUAAGGACGAAGCAGCUCAGCCACUGAACCUCUCAGCCCGACCCAAAACAGCUGAACCUGUCAAAUCCCCAACAUCUCCAACACAGAAUCUCUUCCCAGCCAGCAAAAGCAGUCCAGUGACAGUGACGAACAAGAGUGGCAUCCCCAGCCCGCUCAGUGGAUCUCUGGGAAGGGGAUCCUCUUUAGAUAUCCUUUCCAGUCUUAAUUCACCUGCCCUAUUUGGGGACCAGGACACAGUAAUGAAAGCCAUUCAGGAGGCUCGAAAAAUGAGAGAGCAAAUCCAAAGGGAACAGCAGCAGCAGCAGCAGCCUCAUGGUGUUGAUGGAAAAUUGCCCUCCAUGAAUAACAUGGGUMUAAACAACUGCAGGAAUGAAAAGGAAAGAACAAGGUUUGAAAAUUUAGGCCCACAGUUAACAGGGAAACCCAAUGAAGAUGGAAAAAUUGGCCCUGGCGUCAUCGAUCUCACAAGGCCAGAAGAUGCAGAAGGGAGUAAAGCAGUGAAUGGCUCUGCCGCUAAACUACAGCAGUAUUAUUGUUGGCCAACAGGAGGGGCCACGGUGGCUGAAGCCCGGGUCUACCGGGACUCGCGGGGCCGUGCCAGCAGCGAGCCCCACAUCAAGCGGCCGAUGAACGCCUUCAUGGUCUGGGCCAAGGAUGAGCGCCGGAAAAUCCUCCAGGCCUUCCCCGACAUGCACAACUCCAACAUCAGCAAAAUCCUAGGAUCUCGCUGGAAAUCCAUGUCAAACCAAGAGAAGCAACCUUAUUACGAAGAGCAGGCACGACUAAGUAAAAUCCACCUAGAAAAGUACCCCAAUUACAAAUACAAACCUCGACCAAAACGCACCUGCAUCGUGGACGGCAAGAAGCUGCGCAUUGGUGAAUACAAGCAACUGAUGAGGUCUCGAAGACAGGAGAUGAGGCAGUUUUUUACYGUAGGACAACAGCCUCAGAUUCCGAUCACCACGGGAACAGGAGUUGUCUACCCUGGUGCUAUUACCAUGGCGACCACCACGCCGUCCCCUCAGAUGACAUCAGAUUGCUCCAGCACCUCUGCCAGCCCUGAGCCCAGCAUCCCUGUCAUCCAGAGCACUUAUGGUAUGAAGACGGACAGCGGAAGCCUUCCUGGAAACGAAAUGAUAAAUGGAGAGGAUGAAAUAGAAAUGUACGAGGACUAUGAGGAUGAUCCCAAAUCAGACUAUAGUAGUGAAAACGAAGCCCAUGAGGCAGUCAGUGCCAACUGAGGAGYGUUCACAGAAUUAAAGUACUCAGACUCAUUUGGGUUUUUUUGGGKUUUUUUUGAACAAAAGUUCUUAAAGAGCCUGCAUGCAUGUGUGGCUCCUACAGUUACAUCAGCAGAAUGAUCUUAAAUGUUUCUUAUCGUGUGAGACAGAUUGUUUCCCUAAUUUUUCAUGAACUUGUUUUUUUUUUUUUUUUUUUUUU